Cladophialophora immunda is the source of this 2887-nucleotide messenger RNA. RefSeq lists its product as hypothetical. Gene Ontology annotation, cellular component: cytosol. The transcript has 2 exons. NCBI's taxonomy places the organism in Eukaryota, Fungi, Ascomycota, Eurotiomycetes, Chaetothyriales, Herpotrichiellaceae. The record is from RefSeq and is a predicted model, not a curated record. Gene Ontology annotation, molecular function: [methionine synthase] reductase (NADPH) activity; FMN binding; flavin adenine dinucleotide binding. Gene Ontology annotation, biological process: homocysteine metabolic process. The coding region runs from base 357 to 2285 and encodes 642 amino acids.
AAAAGAUCUGCCCUCCCCCCCCAUCGAUUCUCCGAUUCCAUCCACCACCACCUUUUUUUCCUUCAGCUUCUUCCUCACCAUCAUCCCACUUUGCACUCUCCUCUCGCUUUCUCGAAUUCAACCGCUGCUCAACCAAGCUGUUGCACAGAUGGGCCGUGGAAUGUUCAACAGUCUUUACCGCUGAGUUCUCGUGUCGCCGCUACUGCUUCCAGCAAACCCUUCGAGCCAAGCUGUGUGGACGCGUUCUGAGUCGAGGGCUGUUCCUGGCCUUCGCCGCCGCUCCGAGGACUCAUUCCGCACCUUACAUCAUCCCCUCAUCUGCCCGUUCUCUACACAGUAUUCGUAUCCUUCCCAAGAUGUCAACCACCAUGGCCUCGGGGCACCCAUUGCCUCUGACGGCUCAUUCACACCCUGAUAAUCCUGUUCCUGAAGAGCCUAUAGCGUCGAGAAAACUCUCAAUCUCCGCCUCGCAGCUUUCACACUCCCUCACCUCGAAUGUUCCCUCCAGCUCCUACUCCGACAGUGCCUCGAGCGUGGACACAGAACCCACAACGCCGACGACCGAGAACCUUUCAGAUGUCCCCUUCGAUGAAUUGAACGGUCAACCACCUCAAAGUCCACAAGGCAAGAAGAGACGGGCUUCAACGUUACUAGUCUCUCAGGAUUCUGAAGAUGCGAGGCGAUUUUUGGGUGAGCGGGGCGCUUCUACUGCCAUGAUCCAGAAAGCCUGCUGUGGUGGAGGUUGCUGCAUGCUACAAGAGUUGAAGACAAAAAGACCUCGCCCAGGCCAAACUCCCCUCAAAGUCCCUCAAAAUCUCGCCUACCAAAGCUUGAAGAUCAACCUGGGUCAUUUGAGUUUGGACAGCGACCUGUCUGGUAUCGUCGAGAUCCCUUCCAAGACGGUUUCAUUCGAGUCCUUGUCGAGUUCGCCAGCCCGCACCUAUGCGGAGCCUCAACGACAGCAAAAGGCGGAGGUUCUGAAGCAUCCUCCCAAUUUCGUCACUCCGCACCCUCCCUACGAGGUAUUUUCGGCGCCUCUGUUUCACGCCCGCGAGUUGACGAAGUCUGGUGCGGAGAAGAGGACGUAUCACUUCGACAUCGACGUGACUGAUUACCCCAAAGAGAGCGGAGAUGUCGAUUUCGUUGUAGGAGGUGCCAUCGGCGUGUGCGCCCCGAACCCGCCCGACAUGGUCGACCAGAUCUUUGAUCUUCUCGGUGUCCCAAGUUUUGUGCGCGACAAACCGAUCUUGCUGAAGACAACAACGGGAAGAUGGCCCACGAUUUGGGGGGAAGAGGAGGCCCGAGAACUGGUCACGACGCGAAGGGAGCUUCUAACGUGGUGCUCAGACAUUCAAAGCUAUCCUCCCACCAAACAGCUCUUCCGACUCUUCGCCGAGCAUGCCGAAGACGAGAACGAAAAGACGAUUUUGAUGUACUUGUCUUCAGCGCAAGGUCAGGGAGCGUUCUGCGACCUCCGGACUGGCCCCUACAUCACUCUUCCACAACUUCUCAGCGCCUUCCCUUCCUCCAGACCUCCUCUCGACCAUCUCCUGUCUGUCCUCAACCAACUUAUGCCUCGAUUCUACUCUUUGUCUCAAGACCCAACAAUCUCUUGCCAGCGAGACGGCACAAAAUGUCGACGACUGAUUGAAAUUGCAGUGACGGUCCACGAGGCGGACGACUAUGCCACUGGCAAGCGAACCGGCGUAGGGUCGGGAUUUUUGGAGAGACUGGCGAAGCAGGUCAUCCAGGCAGAGCGGGAGGGGAAAAACCUUCGCGACUUGGACCUGAGAGUCCCCAUGUUCCGAGGCCUCAUGGCCAACCCUUUGGCCCGUGAAUUUGUCACCGAUGGGCCAAUGCUUCUUAUUGGAGCCGGCGUCGGCAUCGCCCCAUUCCGAGGAUUCGUCCACCGUCGACUAAAGUCGGCCAACUGCGCCAAUAAAGUCUGGGUGCUCCAGGGGGUGCGAGACAGUCUCCUGGACGAGCUCUACUCUGGUGACUGGGGUGUGCACGAAGACAAAGUGAAAAAGGUUGUCCAAUCUCGACGAGGGCAAGGCCGUUACGUACAAGAAGAAGUCCGCGCCCAAGCCGACUUGGUCUGGUUUAUCAUCAAUGCCGUGGACGGCAGAAUCUUUGUCUGUGGCAGCUCAAAGGGCAUGGGGGAAGGUGUGGAGGACGCUCUGAUAGAUGUGGCGAUGGCUAAGGGCAAGUUGAACCAUGAGGAGGCACAGAGCUUCUGGGAUGAGAAGAAGAGUUCGGGUCAGUAUAUCGCGGAGACUUGGUGAGCGAAAUCAUGGCCAGCGUUUACCAAAAGUCUCCUCGAAAUAUUCGGCGCUCAGACAAUGGAGUGCGAGACAACAGCAUCGGAGAAACGAACAAGACGUCUGAUCCCGGGAUCCUUCUGUGGUUCACUUCAAGGAAAAAAGCCAUCAACGAUUGGGCGGGCCACUGCUAUUGUGGAUUUUCAUUCGACUUGAGAGAAGCUAUGGCGCAUAGCGAGGGGCGUUUUCUGGCUACGUCGAAACAAGGGACACACAAAAAGGUGAACUGUCUCGGGACAUGAGGCAUUUAUGUUUGGGUGGUUCAAUGCUUUGCGAAAAGAAGGGGAUCAUCCCGUUAGACCUGGGGCGGUGUUCUCACAUUGUGUUUUUCGUGGCUUCUGCAUUAUCUGGUGAGCGGGCAUGUUGAAUUUUGUUCUGUCCAACAUCAACAUAUGCAUUAUUAUGUUGUUUCUGUUUUUGGAUAUACAUAUUGCAUCAUCAUGAUUAUGGGUACUUUAUCCUUACACAUAUGGAGUCAUAUACUCUUCGAUAUAAGAUGAACUGUGAAUAUGCAAUAUGAAUGUGAGGAUGAACAAGAUCCCUACAAUCCUCUCGAGUCGAAACCC